This is a messenger RNA of Nomascus leucogenys (northern white-cheeked gibbon), 5353 nucleotides long. RefSeq names its product cadherin 20 (gene CDH20). Bases 1869 to 4274 code for a protein of 801 amino acids. The record is from RefSeq and is a predicted model, not a curated record. Gene Ontology annotation, biological process: cell morphogenesis; cell-cell junction assembly; calcium-dependent cell-cell adhesion. Gene Ontology annotation, molecular function: calcium ion binding; cadherin binding. The transcript is spliced from 12 exons. NCBI's taxonomy places the organism in Eukaryota, Metazoa, Chordata, Mammalia, Primates, Hylobatidae. Gene Ontology annotation, cellular component: adherens junction; catenin complex; plasma membrane.
UUUUAUGAAAGAGUAGGAGAAAAUAGUUCCAAUGAUUAUAUUUUGCUUUUGACUAUGUUUAUAAGGGAAUUCUCUUUUACACAGAGAACGCAAUUGUUAUUUUUGUAAUUUAGGAUAAGUCUUGUGGGUAGGUGAAUGACUUAGCUACUAAAUAAAAAUACAACUUUAUCAUUAUCAGUUGGUUUUUAUUUCUUUCUGUUUUUUUCAUCAAGAAUAUUCAAUGGCUGUUCCAAUGGGAGAAGAAGAAACAGGGCAAAUCCUGGUGAGGUCCAGAAUCACGUGAAGUGUGGACCAGUAAGAAUGUGGUCAGCAGCCUCAGAUCACCAUCAAAGAUGCAGAAGGAUGAGGUAUACAGAGCACAGGGAGAAUGUUUUGGGGAGGGCCCCCUGCCCUCUCAGGGUCUCUCUUUUCAGCUCAGGCAGCCCCCAUCAGAGCACUUAGUGUUAUUGAGACACAGCCUGGACCCUCUUCCUAUUUGAGCUCCUCUAAGUGUUUCUGAGGACUCACGCCUUCUUGUAAAGAACUCACUUAUCUGAGAGUCAUAGUUUCAUAGUACAAUCCCAUUCACUUGUUUGUCAAUAAUCUCUGCAUCAUCCAUCAGGGCCAAGGCCCUAUCUUACCUCUACCCUGACUCCCCUUUAUAUGCUAUACUACAAGAUUAAGCAUCUAUUAAGUCCGGGCUGACUCUCUCUGGAAAUUUCUUUUUUUUCUUUUUAAUUUAAUAGAUCUAUGCUAAAUUUUAUAACAUCUAGCAGUAAAAGCCACUGUUUAAUCAUGAUGUAUAUCAGACUCCCCAUUCCUGCUUCUCUCCAGCCUUCUCUCCACAAAAAAAUCGCUAAAUUCAAAGCUUUUUGAUCUCAUUCUAUAAAUCUGAAGUUCUGGAAAAUUAUUUUAUUCAAUAUAAGCUGUCUAUAUUUCACUUCCAAAUGCUAGAUUAAAUUCUUUCAAUGUGACAGUGUUUUAUAGUUUUCUAAAAUACAAAAAUUAAUUAAAGAGUAUAGCAUAUGCACAGAGACAAUGAUAUCAUUUUCAAAGAUUUUAAUCCUUUCUAAAUGUUUAUAUUUUUUCUAAUUUUAUCUUCCCUCAUUCUCUGGCAAGUAUACCCUUCUUCGCCUCCUACGCUCAUCAAAAAAAUGGCAGCAAGACAACCCCCAGCACUGCAUUCUAUGCAGACUUGAGUAUGUGCCCACAGUGUCUUCAACUCAUGUUUGUUUAUUUUACUAAUACAUAAUUGUACAUACUUAUGGGGUAUAUGUGAUAUUUUGGUACAUGCAUAUGAUGUGUAAUGAUCGAACCAGAGCAAUUAUGAUAUCCAUCACCUCAAACAUUUAUGACUUUUUUGUGUUGGAAACAUUUCAAGUCCUCUCUUCUAGUUCGUCUAUUUUGAAAUAUAUAAUAGAUUAUUGUUAGCUACAGUGAGCGUUUCACCAGCAGACUUAAUCACCUCAUGUUUACAAGCAGUGUGCUACAAGCACUGAAGACUUGCCUGCCAUCUUGUGCAAGGUUUACUAAAUGGGAGGCCAACAGAAACCAAAAUGUGUCUCUCUGAGCAUUGGAAAGCAUGGCAGUGACAGCACUGAUUAUUACUUGUGUCUAAAUUAGACUUAAUUUGCUCUAGGUUAGAUACUAUGCCCUUCUCAAUCAAUACAAUAUUCGUCAUGCUAUGGAAAAUUGUAAAAUAUACAGUGAUUGCUGAGAUCUCAUCCAUCUAGAAUUUGAAGUCAACUUCAAGCAGAUUGACUUGAAACGGGAUCUCAUUUGGGAAACAUAAGUGUCCAAUAAAAACUGUGUAUUUUUUUAAAUUUGGAAAAUACUCAAGUUCCAGUUGCUUAUCAUUCUCCUUCACUUUCUGAAAACCUGGCAAUCCCAUGUGGACUUCUGGUAGAAUGAGCAAUGCAAAGAACUGGCUUGGACUUGGCAUGUCCUUGUACUUCUGGGGACUGAUGGACCUUACGACCACCGUUCUCUCGGAUACCCCAACACCACAAGGUGAAUUAGAAGCACUCUUGUCAGACAAGCCACAGUCACAUCAGCGGACCAAGAGGAGCUGGGUUUGGAACCAGUUUUUCGUUCUGGAAGAGUACACUGGGACCGACCCUUUGUAUGUCGGCAAGCUUCAUUCAGAUAUGGACAGGGGAGACGGAUCCAUCAAAUACAUCCUCUCGGGAGAAGGUGCUGGCAUCGUGUUUACCAUUGACGACACCACUGGAGACAUCCACGCCAUUCAGAGGCUCGAUCGAGAGGAAAGAGCCCAGUAUACUUUAAGGGCUCAAGCCCUAGACAGGCGGACGGGCAGGCCCAUGGAGCCAGAGUCAGAGUUCAUCAUCAAAAUUCAAGACAUCAAUGACAAUGAGCCCAAGUUCCUGGACGGACCUUAUGUCGCCACUGUGCCAGAAAUGUCCCCAGUGGGUACCUCUGUCAUCCAAGUGACAGCCACAGAUGCAGAUGACCCGACCUACGGCAACAGUGCCCGGGUGGUGUACAGCAUUCUUCAGGGCCAGCCAUAUUUUUCUGUGGACUCUAAAACAGGUGUAAUUAGGACAGCGCUCAUGAACAUGGACAGAGAAGCCAAAGAAUACUACGAAGUGAUUAUCCAAGCCAAGGACAUGGGAGGGCAGCUUGGAGGAUUAGCUGGGACCACAACAGUCAACAUCACCCUCUCAGAUGUCAAUGAUAACCCACCCCGCUUUCCCCAGAAACAUUACCAGAUGAGUGUGCUGGAAUCAGCUCCAAUUAGCUCCACUGUCGGGAGAGUGUUUGCCAAGGACUUGGAUGAAGGCAUCAAUGCAGAGAUGAAAUAUACUAUUGUGGAUGGAGAUGGUGCAGAUGCCUUUGACAUUAGCACAGAUCCCAAUUUCCAAGUUGGUAUCAUAACUGUGAAGAAGCCCCUGAGUUUUGAAAGCAAGAAAAGCUACACCUUAAAGGUGGAGGGAGCCAAUCCUCACCUAGAGAUGCGUUUUCUGAACUUGGGCCCAUUUCAGGACACAACAACAGUGCACAUCAGUGUGGAAGACGUGGACGAGCCCCCUGUGUUUGAACCCGGCUUUUACUCUGUGGAGGUGCCUGAGGAUGUGGCGAUUGGAACAACCAUACAGAUCAUUUCUGCCAAGGACCCAGAUGUGACCAACAACUCAAUCAGAUACUCCAUUGAUAGAAGCAGCGACCCUGGAAGAUUUUUCUAUGUUGACAUUACAACAGGUGCCCUAAUGACAGCAAGACCCCUAGACCGGGAAGAAUUUUCUUGGCAUAAUAUCACUGUCCUUGCUAUGGAAAUGAACAAUCCCUCCCAGGUUGGAAGUGUUCCUGUCACAAUCAAAGUCUUAGAUGUGAAUGACAAUGCUCCGGAGUUCCCCAGAUUCUAUGAAGCUUUUGUCUGUGAGAACGCCAAGGCAGGGCAGCUGAUCCAGACAGUGAGUGCAGUGGACCAAGAUGACCCACGCAAUGGUCAGCAUUUCUACUACAGCUUGGCUCCUGAGGCUGCUAACAACCCCAACUUUACCAUAAGGGACAACCAAGACAACACAGCGCGGAUUCUAACCAGGAGGUCUGGUUUCCGGCAGCAGGAGCAGAGUGUCUUUCACUUGCCUAUCCUGAUAGCAGACAGCGGGCAGCCCGUGCUGAGCAGCACAGGCACACUGACCAUCCAAGUGUGCAGCUGUGACGACGACGGCCACGUCAUGUCCUGCAGCCCAGAGGCCUACAUGCUCCCAGUCAGUUUGAGCCGGGGCGCCCUCAUUGCCAUCCUCGCCUGCAUCUUUGUCCUCUUAGUGCUGGUGUUGCUCAUUUUGUCCAUGAGGCGGCACCGGAAACAACCAUACAUCAUCGACGACGAGGAAAACAUCCACGAGAACAUCGUCCGCUACGACGACGAGGGCGGCGGCGAGGAGGACACCGAGGCCUUCGACAUCGCCGCCAUGUGGAACCCCCGGGAGGCGCAGGCGGGGGCCGCCCCCAAGACGCGGCAGGACAUGCUGCCCGAGAUCGAGAGCCUCUCGCGCUACGUGCCUCAGACGUGCGCAGUGAACAGCACCGUCCACAGCUACGUGCUGGCCAAGCUCUACGAGGCCGACAUGGACCUGUGGGCGCCGCCCUUCGACUCCCUUCAGACGUAUAUGUUCGAGGGCGACGGCUCUGUGGCCGGGUCGCUGAGCUCCCUGCAGUCGGCCACGUCGGACUCGGAACAGAACUUCGACUUCCUGACGGACUGGGGGCCCCGCUUCCGGAAGCUGGCCGAGCUCUACGGGGCGUCGGAGGGACCCGCGCCUCUGUGGUGACGGAAGCCAGGAGGCAGGCGCGCGUCCAAAUCCAGACGUUCUCCGCGGGUGCUUCGCGGACAAGGUGCAGCAGACCACACGAGCAAUACUGUGCUGGAGAGUGAGAAUGGGGGUGAGCAGGCGAACAGAGCUCUCUCUGGAUCAGCUUUACUUGGGUAGAUUAAGUUAAAUAAGCAAAAGGAAACCCAGGAAGAAGAGGGCAGAAUCUUUAAUUACCUUUUUUUCUUUUCUUUUUGAUUUUUCUGACACUGUGUGCGAAGACUUGGAGUCCAAGGUGUUAUGACAAGAGUGGCUUUUCUCUGCCAUUCGCUAAGGCCUUUGUCACUUUUCCACCACAGAAAGGCUCUGGCCUUGGAUACAGAGAUGCCAGUUGAAAGCAGAAAGUUCUACUCUCGUAUCUGUUUAUCUUAUUCUCCAUUUAAGAGUUUUGCUGGCUCAUCAAACCACAGAAACCAACCCACAAGGAAGAAUAAAAAACUUUUUACUCAGUGAAAUUAACCUACUUGUUCUGGGAUGGAUGGAAUUUCCCGUAACCCUUUUGAGACAAGGUUAAAACUGAAUCAGCCUUGCAUGGGGGUGGAUGGGUGGGAGGGUGGGUGAAGGAAGAGGCAUUGACUUUAUGCUCAAGUUUAGUGGCUGAUCCAAGAGAUGUUGGCAUUACAGCUCACCCAACGCCAUCAAGUUAGAGUGCUCGUGUCUCCUCUCAGCUCUUUAACUGUGCCCCUGCAAAAUUGUUCAGAGUGAAACCAGAAAGAUCUGCCUCUUUUGCACUGUAGAUGUCUCUUCCAUGUGCCAAAUGUGGAGAUUAGAUGCUACAAAUGAAAGCCAAAUAAAUAAAAAAGAAGUAUCUGACAAAAGCAUGGGUUAGCGGGCUUUCCUAAUCUGUGUGAGGUCAAUCCAAGGGAUGUUUACAUACUGUAGAUAACCUACUUGAACAAAAAUCAGUAUUAUAGAGAAUAAAUGGAUGUAAGAAAAUUACAUGUACAAGUUUUGUAUAUUUGUUAAUAAUUUUGGUAAUAAAUAUGAUGUACUGCAUCUCAGUACCUUAGCAUUUCUUUUAAUAAAAGUUAAAUAGAAGG